This is a messenger RNA of Sclerotinia sclerotiorum 1980 UF-70, 276 nucleotides long. RefSeq lists its product as hypothetical. The record is from RefSeq and is a predicted model, not a curated record. Lineage: Eukaryota; Fungi; Ascomycota; Leotiomycetes; Helotiales; Sclerotiniaceae. Bases 1 to 276 code for a protein of 91 amino acids. The transcript has 3 exons.
AUGGCUUCGUCGCCGGUAGUGCGCACAGACAACCAAGCCAGCAGCGAAGAGAAGACAGAGCAUAAAUUGUUGGCGGAAGGGUAUGGGAAGGCUAAAUACCCGAUUGCUUCACAUGCCACUAUUGCAAUCAUCGCAAUGGAUAAAUUUUUGAGUAAACCUGUUCCUCUAGACAUGACCCGCAUUACCAAGAUGAGCAGAGAGAUCUUUGUGAGUGCAACAGCGAGUCCAAAUAAACAUUCUAACACCAUGUUCAACUUAAGUCCAAACUCAGCAUAA